GUUACGAUUGCCCGACUGCGCGUCUUCCGCCAUCUUUGCUGGACGGAGUCGUUGUUGGAGCUUCGCUGGCGUAGAGAAACGGUGGAUACGUGUGCUCGCGGCGGGCAGUGAACGGGGAAUCGUGAUCGUGGUGCCGUGAGUGUCGAGUGUGAAUCAGUCGAAAAAGAAGGAAAGAAAGAAAUAAAAAGAGUGAGAGAGAGAGAGAAAGAUAGAGCGGUGAAUCAGAGCCGUGCGCUGUUACGGAGUGUCACACGGGCGACUGAGGAGAGAACGAGAGCCUCGCAGAGUCGCGCUUACGCCGAACGUCGCAGCACGGUGACAGGAUAAACUCGCUUGUCGGAGACAUGAGUUACCCGAUGUCGUCGAAUCAAUCUAGACCGAUGUCCCACGGAAAUUAUCAGGGCCCGGGCGACCUGCCCAUGGGCUCUGCCAAGGAACAGACCCUGAUGUGGCAGCAGAAUUCUUAUCUGAGUGAUUCAGGUAUUCAUUCUGGUGCUGUCACUCAGGCGCCAUCCUUGUCUGGCAAGGAGGAUGAGGAGAUGGAGGGGGAUCAGUUGAUGUUCGACCUGGACCAAGGAUUCGCACAGGGUUUCACACAGGACCAAGUAGAUGAGAUGAACCAACAACUGAGUCACACACGGUCCCAGCGUGUGCGCGCUGCCAUGUUCCCCGAAACAUUGGAGGAAGGUAUUGAGAUUCCUUCCACGCAAUUCGAUCCAGCACAGCCCACUGCUGUGCAACGGCUGGCUGAGCCGAGUCAGAUGCUGAAGCAUGCCGUCGUCAAUUUGAUCAAUUAUCAAGAUGAUGCCGAUUUGGCGACACGCGCUAUUCCGGAAUUAAUUAAACUCUUGAACGAUGAGGAUCAGGUGGUCGUUUCUCAGGCAGCUAUGAUGGUACAUCAAUUGUCGAAGAAAGAAGCCUCCCGCCACGCCAUCAUGAACAGCUCGCAAAUGGUGGCUGCAUUAGUACGCGCCAUUUCGAACAGCGACGAUCUGGAGUCGACCAAGGCCGCCGUCGGUACUUUGCACAAUUUGUCUCAUCACAGGCAAGGUCUUCUGGCCAUUUUCAAGAGCGGCGGCAUACCGGCUCUGGUGAAACUGCUAAGCUCCCCGGUGGAAUCGGUGCUUUUCUACGCGAUAACGACCCUUCAUAACUUGCUGCUGCAUCAGGAUGGCUCCAAAAUGGCUGUGCGUCUUGCCGGAGGCCUCCAAAAAAUGGUCGCUCUGCUGCAACGGAAUAACGUCAAAUUCUUGGCCAUCGUCACCGAUUGUCUGCAAAUUCUGGCAUACGGGAACCAAGAGAGCAAACUGAUCAUCCUCGCUUCACAAGGCCCGAUAGAGCUCGUGCGCAUCAUGCGCUCCUAUGAUUAUGAAAAAUUGUUGUGGACCACUUCGAGGGUAUUGAAGGUACUGUCUGUAUGCCCCAGUAACAAGCCGGCAAUCGUAGAAGCGGGUGGCAUGCAAGCACUUGCAAUGCAUCUCGGAAAUCCGAGUCAAAGAUUAGUGCAAAACUGUUUGUGGACGUUGCGUAAUCUAUCAGAUGCUGGUACAAAAGUCGACGGACUCGAGGUCUUACUGCAAAGUCUCGUGCAGGUGCUUGGGUCAACGGACGUGAACGUCGUCACGUGUGCUGCUGGCAUCUUGUCAAAUCUUACUUGCAACAAUCAACGUAACAAAGUGACUGUCUGUCAGGUCGGCGGUGUCGACGCUCUCGUUCGUACGAUUAUCAAUGCCGGCGAUCGGGAGGAGAUCACUGAGCCAGCAGUCUGCGCUUUGCGCCACUUGACCUCGCGUCACGGAGAAGCGGAAAUGGCACAAAAUUCCGUUCGAUUAAAUUACGGUAUCCAGGUCAUAGUCAAAUUACUCCAUCCUCCAUCGCGCUGGCCACUGGUGAAGGCGGUAAUCGGAUUAAUCCGCAAUUUGGCUCUCUGUCCCGCAAAUCACAUCCCGCUACGCGACCACGGUGCGAUACAUCAUCUUGUGAGACUUCUAAUGCGCGCAUUCCAGGAUACACAGCGACAACGAUCAUCCGUGGCGAGUACCGGUAGCCAACAGACUUCGGGCGCGUAUGCUGACGGCGUACGUAUGGAGGAGAUUGUGGAAGGUUCAGUAGGUGCGCUGCAUAUCCUCGCAAGAGAAUCCCACAACAGGGUGAUAAUCCGAUCACAGAACGUGAUUCCAAUUUUUGUUCAGUUACUCUUCAAUGAGAUUGAAAACAUUCAGCGUGUGGCUGCCGGCGUACUUUGCGAACUGGCGGCUGAUAAGGAAGGCGCCGAAAUGAUCGAACAAGAGGGUGCUACCGCCCCGUUAACAGAGCUGCUCCACUCCAGGAACGAGGGUGUUGCAACCUACGCAGCGGCAGUGUUGUUCCGCAUGAGCGAGGACAAGCCACAAGAAUACAAAAAGCGACUUUCCAUGGAAUUGACGAAUUCCUUAUUCCGCGAAGACACCAAUUUGUGGAACAAUGCUGACUUUAGCAUGCCUCCAGAUCUUCAGGACAUGCUUGGCCCUGACCAAGGCUAUGAUGGUAUGUAUGGGCAAGGACCUCCUAGUGUACACAGCAGCCACGGCGGUCGGGGUUAUCAACCGCAAGGUUAUGACCAGAUACCAGUAGACUCGAUGCAAGGCUUAGAGAUAGGUGGUGGAUCGACGUAUGGUGCAAUGGACACCAUGGAUGUGGCGCACGAGGGUGAUUUAAGUUUCGAUCAUUUGGAAGAGCUUCCUGCACCGCCGCAGGACAACAACCAGGUAGCGGCCUGGUACGAUACCGAUCUCUAAAUCCGUGCCAUCACCGAUCUCGCGCGAAAAGAGAAGAGAGGGAAGAGAAAGAAAGACAAAGAGAGACGGAAUCAAAUAAAAACAAAGAGAAAACGAAAUGAGAAGAUGUAAAAAAAAAACGAAGUAAAAGAUAAAGGAAAGGAUAACUGCACGGUGGUCAACCGCCGUAUGCGCUAAAUCUACGACCAAUCUCUCACACACACAUACACACACGUGCAUACACACAAGUACACACACACACGCACGCACACACGUUCAUUUUAGACUGGUUUUAUUUACAAGACUCACUUUCGACAUGACGUAGUAGACCGAUCGAAGACUAUUCGCAACUUUGACCGCCUUUCGUCCGCGAACGCGGUCGUCCUCGGAUACAAACGAUCGUAUAGUCGCGCUGUAGCUGACAUCUUCCUGUAGUCCAUCCACCUUCGCUUCCAUCGAACGAAGAGUGGAGACGUUCGCGCUAACUCAUAUCGACCCAAGAAGAAAAAAAGGAAUGUAUCGCCUAAUAUGAUCACUCACCCGUGCGUAUGAGCAUUAUAUUACGCGUUUCUGUUGGCGGCUCUGAUUUUUAAUCGCGCUGCGAGAGCGACGACCUAUUUAUAUCACACUCUCCCCCUCCCUGCCCCUUCCCCCUGCCCAGUCCCGAAAAAAAAAAACUGGUAGUGUCAUUUCGAGGUAUCGAUGACUUAACAAUCACAUAUAAGUAUAACUAUGGAAUAACGAUGAAACUUUCGUAUUAUGUAUUUUACAGGGUAGUUAUACUUAAUUUGUAUUGUCAUUAUUAAAGUAGCUGCGCAAUCGGAACGACACUCGGCGUCGCACGAUGCACCGUAUGCGCUUCCGAUCGCAAUCGAUGUAUUAGAAUUAAGAAAAAGACACUCGUAAUUCGUACACACAUGUAUAUGUAUCGUUUAUUGUCCAUACAAAUAAACUGAACGAUCAAGUCAA
Harpegnathos saltator (Jerdon's jumping ant) is the source of this 3725-nucleotide messenger RNA. RefSeq names its product armadillo (gene arm). Gene Ontology annotation, biological process: cell adhesion. The coding region runs from base 345 to 2777 and encodes 810 amino acids. The transcript is spliced from 10 exons. Gene Ontology annotation, molecular function: cadherin binding. NCBI's taxonomy places the organism in Eukaryota, Metazoa, Arthropoda, Insecta, Hymenoptera, Formicidae. The record is from RefSeq and is a predicted model, not a curated record.